AUGUCAUGGCGAGCGCGUUUUACGCCCUGUGUUGCCUCCCUAACCGUGUGGCUGAACCCCAAGGAUCCCAACUGUUUCGGAGUACGCAACUGGUGGCGUAACAAUCUACCGGAGUUACAGCUUUUGAAUCCUUUCUGCAGUUUUACUAUCCAAGAACUGUCUUUUGGCGAGCCUCACAUGUACAUCAACUAUACGCCCACAGAUCAGCGCAUGAUCCGUCUUGCUGGCGCCACAGAGGAUGAGUGCGAGGACAUAAUGGAGGCUUGUAUAACUUAUGGCAUGAACCACGCCAUUAUUGAGCGUCCUCGCACCGAUGACGGUGGUGAUUUAAUCAACCAGCCAGCCAUCACAUCGUUCGGGUAUACGGAGAGUUUCAUGUCCAAGUUGGAAGUUUCCCCUCCUGCGGAUAUUGGUCAGCGUACACCGGAGGGAGUUGACGACCCCGGACAGAAACCUCGCGUAUACCCCAGAAAUGUCGGUUUUAAAAUAAUGCCGUGA
This is a messenger RNA of Trypanosoma brucei brucei TREU927, 498 nucleotides long. RefSeq lists its product as hypothetical. The transcript has a single exon. The record is from RefSeq and is a predicted model, not a curated record. Bases 1 to 498 code for a protein of 165 amino acids. Lineage: Eukaryota; Euglenozoa; Kinetoplastea; Trypanosomatida; Trypanosomatidae.